Molecule: messenger RNA, 3359 nt
Organism: Hydractinia symbiolongicarpus
Lineage: Eukaryota; Metazoa; Cnidaria; Hydrozoa; Anthoathecata; Hydractiniidae
Exons: 2
Coding region: 2171-2791 (206 amino acids)
Source: RefSeq, a predicted model, not a curated record
CUAAUAUUACGUUAUUAGCUGUUUCCUAGGCAUGCUGACGAGCCCUGAUAUUGGGCGAAACAGUCUUAAAAUAUAUGAAUUUAAACCGUUGUUUUUAUUUUUCCUACACUUUUUUGCAACCCUUUACAAGAUUGUUUGUUAUUUUGCUGUCCAUUCGAAACAAAAAACGUCUCUAACAGAGCUAAUAAUUUGGACAUUAAUUAGGCCGUUUAUAGUGCGUAGAGGCUCAAAAUAGCGAAAGUUUAAUGAGACGUAUGUUAAUCAAAUUUCUAAUUUUGCCUUACCGAACACUAUUACCUUAGAACGCUUGAAAAAACGAAACUAAGAAAGAUAAGUUUUUACAAUGUUUAAUCGAGAUUAUCAAAACAGGAAAGUGGUAUAUUUUAAACGAGCCCUGAAAACAUGAUUGCUUAAGACAUAAACAUUCCACACUUAAAACACUUUAGGAAAUUCAAAAACGAAUUAACGGUUAAUGCAGAUUGUGAUAUUUUGCUAAAAGGAAACCACAUUGUUUUACCAAAAACAUUACAAAAAGUCGCUGUCUUGCUAGCCCAUGCAGUUCAUCUUGGCGUAACAAAAACGAAAGCCUCGCUGAGAACAAAAUCAUAUUUCGUAGGAAUAGAUAAAUUGAUUAAAGAACGAAUCGAACACUGCAUUUCUUGUCAAUCUACACCAAGUAAAAAAUCUAAAGAACCGAUAAUUACUUCACCUAUACCAUCCCAUGUUUGGCAUACUGUCCACGUCGAUUUUUUAGGCCCACUUCCAAAUGGGUAUUCCGUUUUAGUAUUUAUGGACGACAAGUCAAAAAUUCCUGAAAUAGGUUACCUAAGAGACACAUCUGCAAAAUAAGUAAUUGAUAUUUUUGAAAAAACCUUUUCAGCGUUUGGUUACCCAGUGAAAAUUGUUUUUGAUAACGGGCCACCGUUUACGUCCUACAAAAUUCGACAAUACAUGAAACAAAAAGGUAUAAAACACAGAAGAAUUUCAGCUUAUUGGCUACAUGCUAAUGGCCAAGUAGAACGUUUUAUCAUCCCCUUAGCUAAAAUAAUCAGAGCCGCAAACAAAUUGGAAAUUAGCUUGCUAUAAUUUUAUUUUGUCAUAUCGCACCAACCCUCAUUUUAGCACUAAUACUCCACCAGCAGAUAUGAUGUUUAAUCGUAAAAUACUAUAACAAUUCCUGACUGGGUGAUCACGGGCUCGUAAAGCAACCAUACUAGAAAAAACUUACAAGUUUAUUUAAACCUGAUCCUUACAUUAUUACAGCUAAGAAUUUCUCCAUGAUUACCGCUACGAACCCUCGCACCAACCAUUCGACCACUCGCAAUAGCAGUCAUUUCAAACAAUUUCCCUCAAAUGCAUCGAAACCAUUUUAUUUAACGAGGUAAGAUGAUGAUGAAAUCUACAUAGAUAAACAAAGGGAACAUCUUGAAAAUCAAGACAAUCUUCAAAAUACAGAAUCUUCACAACCAAGUACAUCACCGCUUCAACGAAAGCAAUACCCUAAACGUCACCGCAGUCCACCGCAUGAAUGGAAGUAUAAGCAUUAAACACAUAAAGCGCAUAGACAUGUAUAUAGUUUACACGCAGACAUAGUUUUAGUUACUCAACCUAUUUAGACAUUGAUACUGCACAAAGUACUUUUAUAUUUUUAGGAACAUUCCGAUAAAAAACGGAGAAGAUGUUGUAUCGUGUAACUUGGUUCACACAAAUAGUAUGACGUGCAUCUUGGCGAAGACAAAGAUGAUGAAAUACACAUGACAUAACUGGCUUUGUCGCAUCGUUUUCACCCAUCAAACAAAACCAACAGAAAACCCGUGAUUACUUUUUCAUUUUCAUCAAAAGUGGUCCUACGGACUUCAAGAAAAUUUUGGUUAGCAACCACAAAAAUAUCAAAAUCAUUAGACAGAAAAUAUUUGAUGCUUUUCAUGACAAAACUCCAAUAUUACUUGCGAAACUUGUACCUAGCAAAGAUCUUUUCUUCUUCAAUGCAUACUCGGUCAUCUCACCAGCAUCAGAUGCCAUUGGCUUUGAUUUUAACGAUGCUGAUGCAGUGCGUUUAGCUGAUAUAGAUGAUGAUGGUUUAGUGACAUCAGUGGUUGGUCAAAUAAAAUUCACUUCAGAAGAAACAUGUCAAGUGUACACGAAGCAGGGUAAAAAUCGCCAGGAUAGAAUGAGAGAGGGCAUCUUUAGUGAUGGUACGAGAACAUUGAAGAUCACUAUUUGGGCUGAUUUAUUGGAAAUUGUUAAGGAAUUCCAAUUGAUUCAAAUAGCAAAUGCGUCAACCAAGACCUUCUAUGAAGAGCUGGUUCUUACAACCAAUUAUUCGACAAUCAUUUGCUUUUUAACAGAAGCGUUGGAUGUACAAUUUGAUGAGUCUGUAGCGCAAAAAGAUUCUACAGCAACACCGCCUAAGGAAAUGAUCGUAUGUUGUCCCGUUAUUGAGUUUAUUGUCGUGAAAACCUUCUUACAAUGCAAAAUAUGUAAGGGAAAAGUAGAUAUUCGUCUAGGAACUGGUUUGGCAACCUGCACCAAUGUUCACUGUGGUCGAGAUUUCUCAGUCACUCAUUUAAAGCAGCAACCGAACUGCUGCCAAAUAUGUGUUGUUUUGGAUAUGCGUAACGAAUAUGUUGCUUUAACCGUAACUGCUUACAGAGAAGUCCUUCAAGAAUAUUUCGGCGAAGAAAUUGCGGAUGAGGUGAAACUGCGAUCCGAUUUGUUGAAUCUCACAGAUGUUGAUUUUGUUAUCACCAAAGGUCAAAAAGUUAGCAAAAUGACCAUGCAUAAAAAAUGAACUAUUCGAAGAUGAUUCCACUAUGGCUUUUUUUUUUUGUACUACUUGUGUUAUUAUUACCGUAGGACUGUGAAAACUGCUUAUUUCAUGCUAUAUAUGUACCAAUUUGUCAGUUGUAGAAAUUGAGCUGAUUUAAGAGAUCAUGAUCCAACACUUCGUUUCUCGUUAAUUUUCUAUUACAGCUUUUAUAUGAAAACUCUUUUUAUAUCAUGUUGAUAGCUGGUCUAACACAUAAAGAUCAAACACUUUUUUGCUCUCUAUUUUUUGUUAUUAUUUUGAUAGGUAUGUGACUUUUCUUUAUUUUCACAUUGUAAAUAUUUACUUUAAAAACAAAAAGUACGUUUGGUUUUGUUAUACCAUGCUUCGUCAAUUUCCAAUGCUGAAAAGUAACUACGCAAUGUGGCCUCUUCCCGCGCAUUAUAUUCUGUUUUUUCAUGGCCAAAAAUUUUCCAAUGAAAAGUUAACCUGCCCUAGCCGUACUGAACGAUGGAAAAAUGAAUUUCGCGGUAUUGCAAAUUGGUCACCUAUCGUAGCGUACCACUUUUCCAACUGCUGCGCAUAUGCAAGC